Molecule: messenger RNA, 981 nt
Organism: Rotaria sp. Silwood1
Lineage: Eukaryota; Metazoa; Rotifera; Eurotatoria; Philodinida; Philodinidae
Source: the annotation of a GenBank genome assembly
AUGCGAAAAACGCCUCCAUUGCAGUCGUCCUCAAUAUUGACAAAUGAUCCAAUAGAAAGAGAAAAAUCAUUAAUUACGGUAACUAACGUGCAAAUGCUGACUACAAUAGAGGAUAAAAUUAACUCAAUCACAGCGGCCGUUGAAAGAUUAGAAGUAUUACAAACUCAACAAACGAGCAAGUUCGAGAAACUAACAACAAAAAUUGUCGAAGGCACGCAACAGUCGUUCACAACCAUCCAAGCUAAACCGAAACCUUUUCCUCGAAAAAAAACACUAUUACCUACCUAUUUGCCACCCAUCAAAGCUAUUGAAUGUCCUACAUUUAAACUCUGUCGAGAAUUUGUUUUAAGUUUAAAAUGGCCAAAGUCACUCUUUGCCACACAGCACGACAGAUGUUAUUGUAGUAUAUGCUAUUUAUCUAAUCAACCCGAUGUACUUAUAGCUGGUAGUGCAAAUUAUGUGGUACCACGCGAAUGGGCAGCGUUUGGAUUAAGUGUUGAUCCAACAUUGGCUGAUUGUCAUGACAUAUGGAGAACAUGGAUUGUCACCUACCACGGAACAUCCACUCUUGCUACUGAAUCGAUUCUCAAACAACGACAAUUUCUCAUUCCUGGAGACACUCUCAUUGAUGGAACUAGAUUAGCCGUCCGUCCAGGUCACAUACCUGGCAUGGAAUAUGUUUAUACAUCUCCUUCUAUUCAAUAUGCAAGUUUAGAUAUGUACAGUGUUCGUUACAACUUCAGAGCAUCAUCAGGUCAGCAAUAUCAAGCUAAAAUUGUUCUGCAGUGUCGUCAAAAACCUGGGACGUUCAAGAUCCAACGUGAAACGAUUGGGCAAGGUACUCGUCGUAUUUGUAAAUUUAUCUCAAAUGAACAAAUUGAAUAUUUAACGAAUUAUCGUUCAUCAGUUGUGCCAUAUCGACUACUGGUAUUCUUACGACCGAUGGGUGUUCUACCUGACCUUAUACGACGCACCGAUUAA